Myotis daubentonii (Daubenton's bat) is the source of this 2087-nucleotide messenger RNA. RefSeq names its product CD59 glycoprotein-like. Gene Ontology annotation, biological process: negative regulation of activation of membrane attack complex. Lineage: Eukaryota; Metazoa; Chordata; Mammalia; Chiroptera; Vespertilionidae. The record is from RefSeq and is a predicted model, not a curated record. Gene Ontology annotation, cellular component: plasma membrane. Gene Ontology annotation, molecular function: complement binding.
CUUGGGCAUCUGUGAAUCUCUUCCCUGGCGGUCUCCGUCUAGCAAGUUUAUUUCGGAAGCUGAAUUCACAAGAAGUCUCCCCACUAGAGAGUAACGGUGGUGAAGCACUCACACCUGGUCUUAAAUACUGUCCUACCAUGUACCAGUUUUGAGAUUCUGUAGACAAUGGGAAGCAAAGGAGGGUUCACCCUGCUCGGGCUCUUGAUCAUCCUUUCUGUCCUCUGUGAUUCAGGUCAUAGCCUGCGGUGCUACAACUGUCCCAACGCUGUUGGUGCGUGCACUGUCGCCACCAACUGUACCGCUAAUGAGGAUGCAUGUCUCUACGUCAAAGCCGGAUCUAGGAAGUGGUGGACAGAGGAAAGAAACAGCAAAGCCGUGCCCUCUUCUGUUCUUGGUGGAUAUGGUUCUGGGUUGAAUCUAUGUGUGGAAAUGAUACUGGCCAGGAACAGCUAUUUCUGGGUCUCCUUAGACACACGGACAGUCUACCGGUGUUGGAAGUUUGAGAACUGCAAGUACAAAGACGUCGAAAAAGUAUACAGAGGGAGCCAUCUAAAGUACGAAUGCUGCCAGAAGGACCUGUGUAACAGAAGCGGUGGGACGAGCAUAACGGUCACCAUGGCUCUGCUGGUGGCUCCGCUGCUCACAGCAUUCUGGAGACUUCUUAUCUAAAUCAAUACCAGGAGAGAGUCUCCUAACUCCCUGCUUCUGUGUAUUCCUUCUCUCCUUUGCUGCCACAAAAGCUUUCUAUUUUCUUACUGGAUCCUGUUGGGAGAGACCGAAACUAGCUUGAGCAACUUGGAUAAGAGAGAGGGAGAGACCUGGAAAACCAGUCCUGUGUGCAGAGAAGGCCCCUCUGAGGGAAGACGUUUAGGAGUGAAGCACGUGCCAUGACAGCUAGGUUAGUUCCGUGCUGCCUCCUCUGCUCGGUGCCGCAAUAGCUUGACUAGAUUCUCUGCAAUCGUCAGUUGUUUCCCCGCUUGUUUCUUGGAUGAUCGGUGCUUUUGGGGGGCGGGGGUGAUGGAGGAGAGGGGUUCUUUUCACCAGUGUCUCUCACAGGGGAUGCUUUCAUCCCCUCCUUCUAUGGCCCCUGUGUUGCCACGUAGGCAUGAGGAAUGUUCCAGAUGUGGGCUGUCAGGGGCAACGGGAUUCUAAGUGCAGAGUGAUUGGAAUGACAUAUUCUCAACUAGAAGGUGUCUGGCAGAGUAGGAGGUAAGCUUUCCAGGUGGCAGGGCAUAGAGGCACCAGGUCUGCCCUUUAGAGAGGUACCAGUGGCUGAAAUCUGAAUUUUCUUCUUUUCCUAAAAUUUGUAUGGGCUUUGCUGUCUUUCCCUAAAAACAACUUAAACACGUCAGUUAAUGGUGUGUUAAAGCCAUUCCCCUCCCCUUUUCAUUGGAGUGAUGACAUAUUUUCACUUUGUCACACAGUUCAAGACUAAAUAUUUGGACAUUCUUUGCGACAAGUGAUUUACAGUAUCGUGCUGCUUAUUUUGAGUAUUAUCAGUGGGAAAACCCUCGUGUGUGUGUAUUGGGAGAAUGCAAUGGGAACAUGUCACCUCGAACAGCAGCAGGCCCACAGGGAUGUUCUACCUGCUGACACAAGGCCUGUUGACUGCUAGCUGCCGUGGCACAGAUCAUGCGAUGUUCGUUUGUAAAGGCUGUUAGCAUCCUCACAAAUGUCAAGAUUUUGAGAGCUCUACCAGUUUCCUAAAGAGAGACCCCUUCUCAGGAGGCAGAGUUUUGCCUUUUGUGUGGGGGGGGGCUGGUGAAUAAUUCUCAAGAUCUGGUAGAUUUAGUAACAUUUAUAUUCUUAUAACCUUGUCUGCUUUUAACAGCAUAGCCUGACUUGCCAAUGAAAGUGAGAUUUCUUGAUUAACAUUUUAAAAAAAGCCUUGAUUAUGUAAUCUGUGUGAUAAAGCGGGAAUGAAUAAUGCCUUUUUGAAAAUAAAAUAUAAUCAAAUGCAUGCGUGUGGUCAUUGGGCCCAGAAGGAUAGCAGCAUAUGCAACAUGCCCAGUGACGAGAGGGCGUGGGCAGUGCCAGUUUUCUCCUGUUGAUGCCACAGACAAAUAAAGACUUCCUCAUCCAAACCU